AUGUACGCUUCGGGGCUCGUUGCUUUAAUCUCCAUCCGCCCCCGCUGGCCUAAGGCGCAGAUUCUCAAAAUGUUGGCUUCUAACUUUGGUCGCUUUGUCUUCAGUGCCAACAGGCGCUUUGGUAUUAAGCAGGCUGAUGGUACCUGGGAUCCGGCGUCAGAUGGGUCUCCGCACCGUUCCUCCUGGGGCACCAACCGGGAGAGGCGCGUAGCCUUUGGGAAACCCAAAGCGCGCGCGGCGGCGUUCAAUAAAUUAACCUUGAAGAUUCCUUGGAAAAACCUUUAUGGAGAAGCAGUUGUUGCAACCCUAGAGGGAUUAUACCUGCUUGUUGUCCCAGGAGCAAGUAUUAAAUAUGAUGCUGAAAAAGAAGAAAAAUCCUUGCAGGAUAUUAAACAGAGAGAGCUAUCCCGAAUUGAAGAAGCCCUUCAAAAAGCUGCAGAGAAAGAUAAGCCAAAAGAAGCCAAAAAGGAUACAUUUUUGGAAAAAUUGGCAACUCAAGUAAUAAAAAAUGUACAAGUAAAAAUCACAGACAUUCACAUUAAAUAUGAAGAUGAUGUCACUGAUCCAAGGCGGCCUCUUUCAUUUGGUGUCACACUGCGAGAACUUAGUCUAUUGACUGCAAAUGAACAUUGGACUCCAUGCAUAUUGAAUGAAGCAGAAAAAAUUAUAUACAAGCUUAUACGACUUGAUAGUCUUAGCGCCUACUGGAAUGUAAACUGCAGCUUGUCUUACCAGGGAUCAAGGGAACAGAUCUUGGAUCAGCUGACAAAUGAAAUUCAUACAAGUAGAAAUAUAUCCUCAAACCAUCAGUAUAUUUUCCAGCCAAUAUCAGCCUCUGCAAAACUCUACAUGAAUCCUUAUGCAGAAACAGAGCUCAAAACACCCAAACUGGAUUGGAAUAUAGAAGUACAAAAUAUUGCCAUUGAACUGACCAAGCCUCAGUACUUAAGUAUGAUUGAUCUUUUGGAGUCAGUGGAUUAUAUGGUUAGAAAUGCGCCUUACAGGAAAUAUAAGCCUUAUUUACCACUUCAUACCAACAGUCGACAAUGGUGGAAAUAUGCAAUUGAUUCUGUUCUUGAAGUUCAUAUAAGAAGGUAUACACAGAUGUGGUCAUGGAGUAACAUUAAAAAGCACAGGCAGUUAGUCAAGAAUUAUAAAAUGGCCUACAAAAACAAGCUAACCCAGACUAAAGUCUCAGAAGAAAUGCAGAAACAAAUUCAGUAUGAUGUAUUAGAAAAAGCAGAGGUACUGGAGUCAGAUGGAUUUGGGUUAAAGCAACAAGCACGAAUUGAGGUGAUACGGUCUGGACAAAAACUAAAGAAAAAGUGUGCUGACACAGGCGAGAAACGUGGAGGCUGGUUUAGUGGGUUUUGGGGUAAGAAGGAGUCUAAGAAAAAAGACGAAGAAUCAUUGAUUCCUGAAACUAUUGAUGACCUAAUGACUCCAGAGGAAAAAGAAAAGCUCUUCACUGCUAUUGGUUACAGUGAGAGCACCCACAACCUAACUUUACCAAAGCAGUAUGUUGCCCAUAUAAUGACUCUGAAGUUAGUAAGUACCUCUGUUACAAUCAGAGAAAAUAAAAAUAUUCCAGAAAUACUGAAAAUUCAGAUAAUUGGCCUGGGCACUCAAGUAUCUCAGCGACCAGGAGCACAAGCACUUAACUCUUCUUAUUUUCUUUUAGUGUGCCAAGAUAGUUUUUUUAUAUUUGCUUUUGUUUUGUUAUGGAUCUAUAUGAAAACCAUCAAUGCAGUGGUUGAAUUCUUUCAAUCAGAUAGGGGAUUGGAUCUUGAGCAAAUAACAUCAGCUACAUUGAUGAAGUUGGAAGAAAUUAAAGAGAGAACAGCUACAGGACUUACACAUAUUAUUGAGACUCGAAAUGUCCUUGAUUUAAGGAUAAAUCUGAAGCCUUCUUAUCUAAUAGUUCCACAGACAGGUUUCUACCACAAAAAGUCAGAUCUUCUCAUUUUAGAUUUUGGUACAUUUCAGCUCAACAGUAAAGAUCAUGGUUUACGGAAGACUACUAAUUCAUCUCUGGAAGAAAUAAUGGAUAAGGCAUAUGACAAGUUUGAUGUCGAAAUAAAGAGUGUGCAGCUACUCUUUGCAAGAGCAGAGGAAAACUGGGAAAAGUGUCGAUUUCAGCAUCCAUCAACUAUGCAUGUAUUGCAACCCAUGGAUAUUCACAUUGAGUUGGCCAAGGCAAUGGUCGAAAAAGACAUUAGAAUGGCCAGAUUUAAAGUAGCAGGAGGACUUCCUUUGAUGCAUGUGAGAAUUUCUGACCAGAAGAUGAAAGAUGUGCUAUGUUUGAUUAACAGUAUACCUUUGCCACAGAAAUCAUCUGUACAGUCUCCAGAGAGACAGGUGUCCUCAAUUCCAGUUAUUUCAGGUGGAACAAAAAGUCUGCUUAAUACUUCACUAUUGCUAGAUGGAGUGGAAUCAGAGUCUGAUGACGAGUAUUUUGAUGCUGAAGAGGGGGGUGCACAGACUGGUGAUAGUAUUCGAGGUUCAGAACUAAAAAAAGCUGCAGAGGUCCCAAAUGAGGAGCUCAUUAAUCUUUUACUCAAAUUUGAAAUGAAAGAGGUGAUUUUGGAAUUUACUAAACAACAGAAAGAAGAAGAUACAAUUCUAGUAUUUAAUAUUACUCAGUUAGGAACAGAGGCUACAGUGAGAACAUUUGACUUAACGGUGAUAUCUUAUUUAAAGAAAAUCAGCUUGGAUUACCAUGAAAUUCAAGGAUCCAAAAAGAAGCCUCUUCAUUUGAUUAGCUCUUCUGACAAACCUGGAUUAGAUCUUUUAAAAGUGGAAUAUAUUAAGGCUGAUAAGAAUGGACCUAGUUUUCAAACAACUUUUGAAAAAACUGAACAAACACUUAAGGUGGCCUUUUCAUCUUUAAAUUUGUUGCUACAAACACAAGCUCUUCUCUCUUCUAUUAAUUACCUGACAACCAUUAUUCCAUCAGAUGGUCAAAACAUGGGUAUUACGAAGGAGGUACCAAUUCCAAGUGAAAAACAGCAAAAAAAUUCAAGUCUGCAGAAAGUGAUUGUAUCUUCUAAAGAUAAUGACAUUAUUGGCUUCAGGCUGUUUGCCAAGUUAAACGCUUUCUGUGUCAUUGUUUGCGAUGAGAACAAUAAUAUCGCUGAAAUCAAGAUUCAAGGGCUUGAUUCCUCCCUUUCUCUUCAGUCAAGGAAACAGUCACUUUUUGCCAGACUGGAAAAUAUUAUUGUCACAGAUGUUGAUCCUAAGACCAUUCAUAAAAAAGCUGUGUCAAUAAUGGGAAAUGAAGUUUUUCGUUUUAACUUGGAUUUGUAUCCAGAUGCUACUGAGGGCGAGUCAUAUACUGACAUGUCGAAAGUGGAUGGUGUGCUAUCACUGAAUGUUGGCUGUAUUCAGAUUGUUUAUCUUCAUAAAUUUCUUAUGUCACUUCUGAACUUCCUGAACAAUUUCCAGACAGCCAAAGAGGCUGUGAGUGCUGCCACUGCCCAGGCUGCAGAAAAAGCUGCCACAAGUGUGAAGGAUCUUGCCCAGAGGAGUUUUCGUGUUUCCAUCAAUAUUGAUUUGAAAGCACCAGUUAUAGUCAUCCCACAAUCUUCUGUUUCCACCAAUGCAGUAGUGGUAGAUCUUGGAUUAAUCAGAGUUCAAAAUCGGUUCAGUCUGGUGUCUGGUGAAGACUACUUGAAUCCCCCAGUAAUUGACAGAAUGGAUGUACAGCUAACAAAGCUUAAGCUUUCUAGGACAGUGAUCCAGCCAGGCAUCUCCCAUCCUGAUAUUCAGCUGUUGCACCCAAUUAACUUGGAGUUGUUUGUAAAUCGGAACCUAGCUGCAUCUUGGUACCAUAAGAUGCCGAUUGUGGAAAUUAAAGGACAUCUUGAUUCAAUGAAUGUUAGUCUAAAUGAAGAAGAUCUUAACCUUUUAUUUAGAAUACUAGCAGAAAAUCUUGGUGAGGCUCCUGAAGACUUGGAUAAAGUGAAAUCAAAAAUUCAAGAGACAGGUGAAAUUAAAGAGACCCUUGAAAUUUCCAUAUCACAGCAAGACUCUAAAGGAGAACCUCUUCACAUUGUUAACUCUGCUAAUGUCACUGAUGAACCCCUUCUGAAAAUGUUAUUGACAAAGGCAGACAGCGAUGGACCAGAGUUUAAAACUAUUCAUGACAAUACCAAACAGAGACUGAAGGUUUCAUUUUCAUCCUUAGACUUAGUACUUCAUUUGGAAGCUUUACUUUCCUUCAUGGAUUUUUUAUCAUCUGCUGUUCCAUCCUCUGAACCUUCCUCUUCUGAGAAGGAAUCUGAGCUGAAACCAUUUGUGGGGGAAUCCAGAAAUAUUGCUAUCAAACCUGUGUCCAGCAGCAUUUCUCAAGAUGAUGUGUUUGAUUUAAAGGUCAUAGCUGAAUUAAAUGCAUUUAAUGUCUUUAUCUGUGAUCAGAAGUGUAACAUUGCAGAUAUUAAAAUACAUGGAAUGGAUGCCUCUAUUUCUGUGAAGCCAAAGGAGACUGAUGUGUUUGCCAGACUUAAGAAUAUCAUAGUUACAAAUGUUGAUUUGUUGUCUACUCACAAAAAGGCUGUCUCUAUUUUGGGAGAUGAAGUCUUUAGGUUCCAAAUGACUCUUUAUCCAGAUGCUACAGAAGGAGAGUCCUAUGCUGAUAUGUCUAAAGUAGACGGGAAACUUAGUCUCAAAGUGGGUUGUAUUCAGAUUGUUUAUGUUCAUAAAUUCUUCAUGUCUCUUUUGAACUUCCUCAACAAUUUCCAAACUGCCAAAGAAGCUUUGAGUGCAGCCACAGUCCAGGCUGCAGAAAGAGCUGCUUCCAGCAUGAAAGACUUGGCUCAAAAAAGUUUUCGCCUUUCGAUGGAUAUCAAUUUGAAAGCACCAGUUAUUAUUAUUCCUCAGUCUUCUGUAUCACCUAAUGCCAUUAUAGCAGAUUUGGGUUUAAUCAGAAUUGAAAACCAAUUUAGCUUGGUUCCUAUGAAGCAUAAUUAUUCUCUUCCCCCAGUCAUUGAUAAAAUGAACAUCCAACUCACCCAGUUGAAACUGUCCAGGACUAUUUUGCAGGAUGGCUUGCCACAGCAGGACAUUGAAAUUUUAGAACCAGUCAACAUGCUUUUGUCCAUACAGCGAAAUUUAUCGGUAACAUGGUAUGUGCAAAUUCCAGGGAUGGAGAUAAAAGGAAAACUAAAACCUAUGCAG
Galeopterus variegatus (Sunda flying lemur) is the source of this 5175-nucleotide messenger RNA. Its product is annotated as vacuolar protein sorting-associated protein 13C-like. Gene Ontology annotation, biological process: mitochondrion organization; protein retention in Golgi apparatus; protein targeting to vacuole. Gene Ontology annotation, cellular component: extrinsic component of membrane. The annotation marks the transcript as partial. The transcript is spliced from 44 exons. The record is from RefSeq and is a predicted model, not a curated record. NCBI's taxonomy places the organism in Eukaryota, Metazoa, Chordata, Mammalia, Dermoptera, Cynocephalidae.